AUGAAAGUAAUCUCUCGUCUUUCAAUAUCAAAUGGUCUAUUAGAAUUUCAACGUCGUCCAGCGCGAGAUGAUAUUCAAUUAGUUAUUGAUUUGAAUUCAUUAGAAAUGUCUGGAAUUGAUUCAGAAUUAAAUAAUAAUGAAAAUGAAUUGAACUUAUCUCGUCCUAUUUUAAUUCAAUCAUUUAAUCAAACAAAUAAUCUUCUUCAUAUUGAAUUUGAAACAAAUCCAUUAAAUAGUAAAUCUGAUUAUCGUAUUCAAGCUAAAUCGCAGCCAUUACAAAUUAAUUAUCAUGCAAUGACGAUUAAUACAUUAAUUGAAUGUUUUUUACCGGAUAGACAUCAUGAUUUAGAAGGAAUAAAAGAAGCAGCUUAUUCAAUCUAUACAGAUAUAAAACAUCGCACACAAUUUUUAGUUAGUGAAAAUCUUAAAAAAAUAAAAGAUUUAGAUAUUGAUAUUGAUUUACAAUCUAUUUAUUUCAUUGUACCAGAAUCUGGAUUUUAUCAAUCAUCUUCAUCAGUUAUUUGUUUGGAUUUAGGUCAUCUUACGUUUAAAAAUGGUGAAAAAAAUAUUCAAAAUUCUGAAAAAGAUGUUUUUUAUGAUGCUAAAAGUGAUCAAGAUGAUUUAAUUUAUGUUCCUUUAAAAAUUCAAUUAGAAAAUGUUCAAUUACUUUAUCUUACACAAAAUGAAAAUUGGAUUGAUGUACGUUUACAAGAAGAUUCACCAUCACAUUUAAUUAAACCAAUUACAUUAACAUUAGAUCUGGAAAAAUUAAUUCACAUCGAAAAUAAUAAAUUACCUAUUUGGAAAGCAAAUGGAGAAAUUCAUUUAAUUGAAUCGAAUAUAUCCGAUAGACGUUUAAUUGGAUGUUUUAAUUUAAUUGAAUCAAUACCAUUUCCUCAAUCAACUGAAAAAAGUGAUCAAGAUCAAUAUAAAAAAUCUUUAUCAAAAAAUAAAAAACAUCAAACAACAACAAAACAACAUUAUGAUCAAAUUGAAUCGAUGACACCUAUAAAAAAAAUUCUUCUUGAACAAGAACAAGAACAAGAUCAACAAAAACAAAUUGAAAUUAAAUCAGGAGAACAAACAAUACAACUUUCAAUUGAUUUUCAAAUUCGAAAAGUAUAUUUACUUUGA
Molecule: messenger RNA, 1134 nt
Organism: Rotaria sordida
Lineage: Eukaryota; Metazoa; Rotifera; Eurotatoria; Philodinida; Philodinidae
Source: the annotation of a GenBank genome assembly